Messenger RNA from Balaenoptera ricei (Rice's whale), 3730 nucleotides. It is a transcript of the gene SLC9D1, whose product is annotated as transmembrane and coiled-coil domains 3. The record is from RefSeq and is a predicted model, not a curated record. Lineage: Eukaryota; Metazoa; Chordata; Mammalia; Artiodactyla; Balaenopteridae. The transcript has 16 exons. Gene Ontology annotation, molecular function: potassium:proton antiporter activity. Gene Ontology annotation, biological process: potassium ion transmembrane transport; proton transmembrane transport. Gene Ontology annotation, cellular component: membrane. The coding region runs from base 1534 to 3636 and encodes 700 amino acids.
CCAACUAGGGCCUGCAGAGCCCUUCCUCUCCUUUUCCUCCUUUUCUGAACGGCUCUGCAAAAUUCCCCACCCUUCCCUCCUCUCAUGCCCCUUGUUCCUACCGACAGUCUCCGUUCAAAUCUUCGCCUCUUCUUGCCGAGCUAUUACCACCGCUUCCUAGCUGGCCUCCCCUACCCGCAGUCCUGACUCCCUCCCAUCCAAGUCCUGUCCUCGGGACAAAAGGCGAUCGCUUCGCACACACCCCUCCUUCUCAAACACCUUCCAGGCUCCCGCUCUCUCCUGGGAGACUCUGCUCUCCUCGGCGGGGAACGCGAGGCCCUGCUCAGGAGCCCUGCCAUUCUCGACCCUGAAGUCCACGUUCCGGCCGCUCUGAACCACCGGCAAGGCUCAGGCGCGAUCCGGUCCACCGCAUCUCCCGGCAGGACGCCCGCCUGCCCGCAACGUCCUCCCUCCGGGGUCACCCGGCUGCUCGCGCUCCCGAGGAGGCAGUGCUCGGAGUCCCCGGCCCGCUCUGUGCCUCCGUCUCGUCAGGCAGCACCGCCGCACUUGGGUCACCGGUCCGGUCCCACCUGCGUGCUCCCCGCCGCGCCUGAGGACUCCGCGCCCGGCCCCGGGCCCCGACCGCCAGCCCCCGACCCACGACCUCCGACCCCAACCCUCGGCCCCAGCAGCGCCUCGCCGCCCCCCAGCCCCGGAUGCCCAAGAGCGGCCGAGAGGAAGGCGAGCCGCGGGCCACCUACCAUUCUCCCCGCGCUCCCCAGCUUGUCGCCGGCCCCGGCCGUCUGCGCAGGCGCCCCGGCCCAGCCGCGCCAUCCCCGUCCCUGUCCUCAGCCCCCGGGACACCCGCCCAGGGAGGCAGCGACAGGUCAGGCCAGGCCGGCGGGACUCCAAUUCCCGGCGUGCACUGCGCCGCCCGGGGCCGCCGGGAUGCAGGCCCUGCUGCGCCUCCGACUCCCGGCGUGCACCGCGCCGCCCUGGGGUGGACAGAACGCACACCCCGCCUCUUUAAAGGGGCCGUGACUCCCUCUCGGCCGCGUCGGCUCAGAGGGCGUUCGAGAGAGCUCUGUGGGCCUCCUGGGCCCUCCCCGUGCCCGACCCCGUCCUCGUCCUCGUCCCCGCCCCGGGGGCGGCCCCGCCGCCUGGGAAGGGAUGCGGAUAAGCGGCGUCCCGGUCCUCCCCUCUGGAAAGCCGGACCCAGGACGCGGCGCGGCCGGAACGUCCGGGUGUCAGGCGGCCCCGCCGGGUCCCCUGAAAAGGACGCACGACGUGAGCCUCGAGUUUCCGCGUGAUUCGGGGACAGCCCCUCAUCCAGCUCCGGGGAGCCGCUCCGAGGAGGGGGGCCUCGUGGAGGGUCGCUGCCUGUCACGGGGACAGAGGCCCUGCACCCGCUAACCCUGAUCCCGCCCCACCCAAGCGGCUCGCUCUGGAGUUCCUGCCUGGAGCUCCCAUACCAGCUGAAAAUGCGUAUCUCAAAUGCGAGCCCGACUUAGCAGGAAUCUUUGGACUGCCUUGCCCUGUCCCUAAAAUUGGAUCAUGAAGGUACUGGGGAAGAGCCACCUCUGGAUGUGGCUCCCGUUCCUUCACCUGCUGGCCAGCGGUGCGGAGCACGAAGAGGCAGUGAGACACGCCAUCGAGUGGCACCGGGGCCAAGGGGCAGCCGUCACCCAGAGGAGACAGUGGGUCCUGGACGGUUGCAGAAAGCUCUCUGGGCUUCUUCGCCAAAAGGCUGUGGUUCUUAACAAACUCAAAAGUGCAGUCAGAGCAGUGGAAAAAGACGCCAGCCUUUCGGACGAGGAGAAGCUGUUUCAGGUGCACAUGUUUGAAAUUUUCCAGAAAGAGCUGAAUGAAAGUGAAAACUCCGUCUUCCAGGCCAUCCACGGACUCCAGAGGGCCCUGCAGGGCGACUACAGGGACGUGGUCAACGUGAAGGAGAGCAGCAGGCAGCGCCUGGAGGCCCUGCGGAAGGCAGCCAUCAAGGAAGAGACAGAAUAUGUGGAACUUCUGGCAGCAGAAAAACAUCAAGUUGAAGCUCUUAAAAACAUGCAGCAUCGGAACAAAAGUUUAUCGCUCCUGGAUGAAAUUCUUGAGGACGUGAGGAAGGCGGCAGACCGUCUGGAGAAGGAGACAGAGGAGCGCGCUUUCGAUGACAAUAAGUCAGUCAGAGGGGUGAACUUUGAGGCAGUUCUGCGGGUGGAAGAGGAAGAGGCCAGCUCCAAGCAGAACCUCACGAAGCAGGAGGUGGAGGAGGAUCUGGGCCUGAGCAUGCUCAUCGACUCCCAGAAUAACCAGUACAUCCUGACCAAGCCCAGGGACGCCACCAUCCCGCGGGCAGACCCCCACCUCAUAAAGGACAUCGUCACCAUAGGGAUGUUGUCCUUACCGUGCGGCUGGCUCUGCACAAUGAUAGGACUGCCGACCAUGUUUGGUUACAUCAUCUGCGGUGUGCUCCUGGGGCCCUCCGGACUCAACAGUAUUAAGUCAGUUGUGCAGGUGGAGACGUUAGGAGAAUUUGGCGUGUUCUUUACUCUCUUCCUCGUUGGCUUAGAAUUUUCCCCAGAGAAGCUGAGAAAGCUGCGUUGGGUCUUCGUUGCUGUGCGCGGGCUUUCUCUAGUUGCGGUGUGGAAGAUCUCCCUGCAGGGGCCCUGCUACAUGACUCUGCUCAUGGUGGCCUUCGGCCUGGUCUGGGGCCACCUUCUACAGAUCAGACCCACCCAGAGCGUCUUUAUCUCCACCUGCCUGUCCUUGUCGAGCACACCCCUGGUGUCCAAGUUCCUUGUGGGCAGCACCCGCAGUGACAGGGAAGCAGGCGACGUCGACUACGGCGCGGUGCUGCUGGGGCUGCUGGUGACGCAGGACGUGCAGCUGGGACUGUUCGUCGCCGUCCUGCCCACGCUCAUCCAGGCGGGAGCCGGCGCACACGCCAGGCGUCUCCCUCUCUUUCCCAGCGUCGCCAUGGAGAUCCUGCGGGUCCUGGGCCUGGUCGGGCAGGUCCUCUUCUCGCUUGCUGCGGUUCUCCUCUUCUGUCUUGUCAUGAGGACCUACCUCGUGGGACCGUACUGCCGGAAGCUGCACGCGGAGAGCAAGGGGAACAAGGAGAUCCUCAUCCUGGGAAUCUCCGCUUUCAUCUUCCUCAUGCUGACGGUCACCGAGCUCCUGGACGUGUCCAUGGAGCUGGGCUGCUUCCUGGCCGGAGCCCUGGUGUCCUCCCAGGGUCACGUGGUCGCUGAGGAGGUCGUGUCCUACGUGGAGCCCGUCCGCGACUUCCUGGCCAUCGUGUUCUUCGCGUCCAUAGGCCUCCACGUGUUCCCCACCUUCGUGCUGUACGAGCUCACCGUCCUGCUGGUCCUCACGCUGUCCGUGGUGGUCAUGAAGUUCGUCCUGGCAGCCCUGGUCCUGUCUCUGCUGCUGCCCAAGACCAGCCAGUACGUCAAGUGGAUCGUGGCCGCGGGGCUGGCCCAGGUCAGCGAGUUCUCUCUGGUCCUGGGGAGCCGGGCGCGCAGAGCGCGUGUCAUCUCUCGGGAGGUGUACCUCCUCAUCCUGAGUGUGACCACGCUCAGCCUCCUCCUGGCCCCGCUGCUUUGGCGAGCGGCCAUCGCCAGGUGUGCGCCCCGGCCCGAGAGAAGGUCCAGCCUCUGAGGACCGCGGCCAGGCGACCGGCCGGAGCUGUCACCGCAUUCCCGGACCUCAGAGUCUCCCGGAGCCCGCCUCUGCGUGCAGUGAUUAUGCGCCG